Molecule: messenger RNA, 1124 nt
Organism: Ogataea polymorpha
Lineage: Eukaryota; Fungi; Ascomycota; Pichiomycetes; Pichiales; Pichiaceae
Exons: 1
Coding region: 141-1109 (322 amino acids)
Biological process (GO): transmembrane transport
Cellular component (GO): membrane
Molecular function (GO): transmembrane transporter activity
Source: RefSeq, a predicted model, not a curated record
UUUACGCAUUGAGGUUUCUGAUUGGUCUUUUUGAAAGUACAAGUUAUUGUGGUCUUAUUGGACUUCUUGGCCAAUGGUACACUCCGUCUCAGUUGGGAAAGCGUGCGGGAAUUUUCCAAAUCUCGUCCUCGCUCUCUAACAUGUUCUCUGGUUAUCUUCAGAGUGGACUGCACAGCGGCAUGAACGGCGUGCACGGCCUCGCCUCGUACCAGUGGCUGUUUAUUUUUGACGGAAUUAUCACAAUCCCGGUGGCCAUCUACGGCUACUUUGCAAUUCCUGAGGCACCACACGAUUCCAAGUCAUGGUGGCUGAGAAAAGACGAGAAAGAGCUGGUCAUUGCAAAUUUGGAUGCUGUCAAGCGGCAGCCACGCAAAAAGCUCACGCUCAACUCCAUGAAGGCUCUAUUUUUCACUUGGCCCGUGUGGCUGUUUUCCACGGCGUUCAUUUUCCACGUCGUGGCCAUCAAGCUGUACAGCUACAUGAACCUAUGGCUCAAGUCGGAACAAUACUCGGUCUCGCACAUCAACACUUACCCGACAGCCGGUUAUGCGGUGCAGAUUGUGUGCACCAUCAUCAUGACCUGGACGUCCGAUAUCAUGGGCAAGAGAUGGCCGAUGAUUGUGGCUUUCUGCACGGUUUCGGUUAUCGGGUGCAUAAUCCUCACUAUCUGGCCUACGCAUAACCACGUUGCCAUGUUUGUCGGCUGGUACCUGCUGUUUGCAGAGACAGGUUGCGGCGUUCUGUACAUGUCGUGGAUUAACGAGACCAUGGGCCACUCGGCCGAACAGCGUUUCGUGUGCAUCGGCGUCGUCGAGGCGCUCGCAUUCACGUUCCAAGCCUGGCUGCCGCUUAUUAUCUACAACACCACCAAUGCACCGUACUUUGGAAGCGGCUACCCGACCGCGCUCGCCUUUUUCGCCGGCGAGGCAGUUAUGGGGUGCGCUAUUGCCUACUUGCUCUACAAAGAGGCUCAAGGUUUCUCGUGGCUGCUCGAGCGCAGGGACAACGACUUCCGUCGGAUCACGAAAACACCGCUCGCCAAGGAAAAUAGCGACUCUGAAAUCGUGCAGACGUACGAGCAUGCAGAUGACAAGUCCUCGUCUAUGUAGCCUGAUUCAAAACUC